Messenger RNA from Sinocyclocheilus grahami, 1954 nucleotides. RefSeq names its product centromere protein L. The record is from RefSeq and is a predicted model, not a curated record. NCBI's taxonomy places the organism in Eukaryota, Metazoa, Chordata, Actinopteri, Cypriniformes, Cyprinidae. Bases 80 to 1135 code for a protein of 351 amino acids. The transcript is spliced from 5 exons.
CGAUGGGAAAGCGGGAUGUUCAAGUCCUCUUCCUGCUUUUAUUGUUUUGUGUGUGUGGCUCGGUGUGUUUUUGAUCAUCAUGGAGGGGAGCGGCAGUGCCGUCAAUACUCCCGCCAGCAGACCUGUUACUCGUAGAAGCAAAAGUUAUGGUCGGAGUUGUGUAGAAGCGCCCUCAUAUUUCUGGCAAACACCAGGACAUUUAGCAGUCUUGAAGAUCCCAACCAGUAGAGGGACUGCCAAAUCACAAACAAUCACUAAUAAGGUUGACCCUGAGCAUAUUGCUCUUCUGGUAAAAAAUGAGUGGAAGCUGUCCUCCGUCACCCCUUUGCAUCACUUCAGACAUACACAGCUGAAAUCAUAUUCCAAACAUCUCUCAGCCUUCAUUGUGGCAGAGAAACAGCAAGGAGUUGCAGUUGAAGUCGGGCUAGAAGCGGGAUUUAAGGUCACGUUUAUUGCAGUUCUUGGAUUGGCUGAGACCGAUGAGGAUGCUGAGACUGUUUUCAUUCAGAUCCAGUCCAAACCAGUAUUUGCUGCAGUGGCAGAUGCACCGAAAGUUGUCUGGCGCGGUUGGCUCACAUGUGUCAAUGGUGAUCCAGAGUACCUAAGGUCACUGCCUCCGGAUUUUGUCAGCUUACCUCUGUUUUGCACGAGUGGACCGGAGUCUCUUACAACCCUGGUUAAAUCUUGGUUCGAGAGGGCUUUUGAUUGCAACUUUGGUUCUUUGGCUUUAAACUCCACCACUCUCAAUUGGCUGGCUGCUCUGUGGACUGGUUGCCAUCCCACCUGCAAUAUCAGGCAUCUGAAACUGGCCUGGAGCCUUCCAACACAGCCACCCCUGGAUGUCUCGUAUACAGUUAACCCACAGGAUGCGUGGGAACUCUGGAACAGCAUUCACCCAGAGGAGAGUACAGAUGACCUGAUCGAUAUUAAUGAGGUCCAGUCUUUCAUCAAAGGGCUGGAGACUCAUUUUUUCAGACACUUUAAGAUCUACCUGUCUGCUGGCACACUUGUGAAAGUAUCUACCGUUCUGGGAUCAGCACAUCUUGAUGGGAAAAUCAAGAUUGGAAACAGUGACUACAUCACCACCUUACUUACCCUGCUGACAGAAUGUGCUCUUUUGAAAAUGGCAACCUAAAAUCUGCUUCCUACUUUAGAUUUGUAAAUGCAUUUUUGGUUUGUUGUUUUUUUUUUUUUCUUUCCAUGCCAUCUAAACUUUUAUAUCUUUUAAAGCUUGGUGUCUCAUAUUUAUUUUUUGUGCUGUAAAAUGUCUAUGUUUGUUUUCCAGCUUUUAAAAUUGAACUUUUUAUUCUGUUUUCAGAUGCCUGUUUUCUUUUCUUUAACUUACUAGUUUUAUCAAGACAAAUAACAUUAUAUCAGUCCAUAAGGCUUAUAUUAAUGUGAUACAACUCAUUUAUCACAAAUAAAUCUGAUUAUCAACUAUGUAAAUGUAUCCCAACUACAUGUAUAGUUUCUUAUUUAGUUCACACAAAUAGGCCUUAGUAUGUCUAUUAGUAUAUUGUAACGUAUGUUUAUAUUUUAUACAAGCAUUUUGAACCCUUUAAAGUAUGUAAAUCACUUAGGGAUAUUUGUUAUCUUUACACAAUGAAUAGUGGCUUGAGUUUGGUUGUUUAGAUGUGUUUUGACUCGGGGCCUCUGAAAUUUUCUGAUUACGUUUUACUAGCAGUGCCAACAAUGUCAGAAUCGAACUAUCUAAAUAUAUAACAUUUUACAAAGCAUGUAAGUAGAACUGGCAAGCAGAAGUCUGUUCUAAUGUUAGCUUGGAUUUUAAAAGAUCGGUUUCUUAUUUUGUAAUGGAUUUAAAUUGACUUUGUGUUGUUGCAUAUUACUUUUUCUUUAAUUUGCACUCAAAACAUCCUUCAUUAAAGCAUUUACAUCAGAAAUGGACCUAAGAUGUGCGUAACAAAAUGUAUUUGAAUAUUUACCUUUCGUCUCU